AUGAUUGUUAGUGCCCACGGAGCCCCAACUAUGUUUUUUUUGUUUCUGUACUUUGCAUGCGCCUUGUCUCAGUAUACCACAACUUCUCUCUACUAUGAUCCAGCUACCACAGCUGCCUUAUCUUAUGAAUAUCAGACAACACGGGGAACCACGACUUCGCUCUACUAUGACCCCGCUACCACAGCUACCUCAUCUUAUGAAUAUCAGACAGCACCGGGAACUACAUCAUCGUCCUAUUCCGCUUCCUCUACGCAAUCCGGAUACCCUCACGACUCUUCGCAGUACUCCGAUAAGUCGUACCCUAGCGCACCCACAACCGAUUCCACCUACAGCACGCCUAUCGUGUCAACGCCAACGCCUACCAUCCAGCCUACUGAAGACCCUCCAACACCAACUACCGUGCCUAAGCCCUGGUACGAAACAACAGCCGGUAAAUGGGGCCUAGGUGCUGGUGGUACCAGCUGCUGCAUCGUGACAUGGUGUAUCAAAAUGCGUCACCGUAAAGGCGCAAGAAAGCGGUACGCAAAGCUCACCGAUAAGUAUGGUAACAACUGUCACGACGUGGUCAAUUGUGGGACAUGCUCGACUGGCUAUACGGGUGGUGGACAGGGUCUGCCAUUCUUGCACGACCCUUGUGGUACACCGAUCAACAUGACGUGGCAGCCACAGGCCCCGAACGGAGCGUGGCAGGAUGCAGCGUAG
Molecule: messenger RNA, 702 nt
Organism: Exophiala viscosa
Lineage: Eukaryota; Fungi; Ascomycota; Eurotiomycetes; Chaetothyriales; Herpotrichiellaceae
Exons: 3
Coding region: 1-702 (233 amino acids)
Source: RefSeq, a predicted model, not a curated record